CUCACCAGAGUCCCUGUGGAGUCCUGUGGUCAGUAUCGGAGCUGCGGCGAGUGCCUUGGCUCGGGCGAUCCCCACUGUGGCUGGUGUGUGCUCCACAACACGUGCACCCGGAAGGAGCGCUGUGAGCGGUCCAGAGAGCCCCGCAGGUUCGCCUCUGAGAUGAAGCAGUGCGUCCGGCUGACCGUCCAUCCCAGCAACAUCUCCGUCUCUCAGUACAAUGUCCUGCUGGUCCUGGAGACGUACAAUGUCCCAGAGCUGUCAGCUGGUGUCAGCUGCACCUUCGAGGACCUGUCAGAGAUGGACGGGCUGGUGGUAGGCAGUCAGAUCCAGUGCCACUCCCCAGCAGCCAAGGAGGUGCCCCGGAUCAUCACGGAGAACGGGGACCACCAUGUCGUCCAGCUGCAGCUCAAGUCGAAGGAGACAGGCAUGACCUUUGCCAGCACCAGCUUUGUCUUCUACAACUGCAGCGUCCACAAUUCGUGCCUGUCCUGCGUGGAGAGCCCAUACCGCUGCCACUGGUGUAAAUACCGGCAUGUCUGCACCCAUGACCCCAAGACUUGCUCCUUCCAGGAAGGCCGGGUGAGGCUGCCUGAGGACUGCCCGCAGCUGCUGCGAGUGGACAAGAUCCUGGUGCCCGUGGAGGUGAUCAAGCCCAUCACCCUCAAGGCCAAGAACCUCCCCCAGCCGCAGUCGGGGCAGCGCGGGUACGAGUGCGUCCUCAGCAUCCAGGGCAGCGAGCAGAGGGUGCCCGCCCUGCGCUUCAACAGCUCCAGCGUGCAGUGCCAGAACACCUCUUAUUCCUACGAAGGGAUGGAGAUCAACAACCUGCCGGUGAAGCUGACAGUCGUGUGGAACGGGCACUUCAACAUUGAUAACCCAGCUCAGAACAAAGUUCACCUCUACAAGUGCGGCGCCAUGCGUGAGAGCUGCGGGCUGUGCCUCAAGGCGGACCCGGACUUUGAAUGCGGCUGGUGCCAGGGCCAGGGCCAGUGUACCCUCCGGCAGCACUGCCCCAUCCACGAGAGCCACUGGCUGGAGCUGUCGGGCACCAACAGCAAGUGCACGAACCCCCGCAUCACAGAGAUAAUCCCAGUGACAGGCCCCCGGGAAGGGGGCACCAAGGUCACCAUCCGAGGGGAGAACCUGGGCCUGGAAUUCCGGGACAUCGCCUCCCAUGUCAAGGUGGCCGGCGUGGAGUGCAGCCCUUUGGUAGAUGGCUACAUCCCUGCGGAACAGAUCGUGUGUGAGAUGGGGGAGGCCAAGCCCAGCCAGCACGCCGGCUUCGUGGAGAUCUGUGUGGCUGUGUGUCGGCCCGAGUUCAUGGCCAGGUCCUCGCAGCUCUAUUACUUCAUGACGCUGACUCUCUCAGACCUGAAGCCCAGCCGGGGGCCCAUGUCCGGAGGCACACAGGUGACCAUCACGGGCACCAACCUGAACGCGGGCAGCAACGUGGUGGUGAUGUUUGGGAAGCAGCCCUGCCUCUUCCACAGGCGCUCUCCGUCCUACAUCGUGUGCAACACCACGUCCUCAGAUGAGGUGCUGGAAAUGAAGGUGAUGGUGCAGGUGGACAGGGCCAAGAUCCACCAGGACCUGUUCUUCCAGUACAUGGAGGAUCCUACCAUCGUGCGGAUCGAGCCCGAGUGGAGCAUCAUCAGUGGGAACACACCCAUCGCCGUGAGGGGGACUCACCUGGACCUCAUACAGAACCCCCAGAUCCGCGCCAAGCACGGAGGGAAGGAGCACAUCAAUCUCUGCGAGGUUCUGAACGCUACUGAGAUGACCUGCCAGGCCCCUGCCCUCGCUCUGGGGCCCGACCACCAGUCUGACCUGACGGAGAGGCCCGAGGAGUUUGGCUUCAUCCUGGACAACGUCCAGUCCCUGCUAAUCCUCAACAAGACCAACUUCACCUACUACCCCAAUCCUGUGUUUGAGGCCUUCGGUCCCUCAGGAAUCCUGGAGCUCAAGCCCGGCACACCCAUCAUCCUAAAGGGCAAGAACCUGAUCCCGCCCGUGGCUGGGGGCAAUGUAAAGCUGAACUACACCGUGCUGGUCGGGGAGAAGCCGUGCACCGUCACAGUGUCGGAUGUGCAGCUGCUCUGCGAGUCCCCCAACCUCAUAGGCCGGCACAAAGUGAUGGCCCGAGUCGGUGGCAUGGAGUACUCCCCGGGGAUGGUGUACAUUGCCCCAGAUAGCCCGCUCAGCCUGCCCGCCAUCGUUAGCAUCGCCGUGGCCGGCGGCCUCCUUAUCAUCUUCAUCGUGGCCGUUCUCAUCGCCUACAAACGCAAGUCCCGCGAGAGCGACCUCACGCUGAAGCGGUUGCAGAUGCAGAUGGACAACCUGGAGUCCCGCGUGGCCCUGGAGUGCAAGGAAGCCUUUGCCGAGCUGCAGACGGACAUCCACGAGUUGACCAGUGACCUGGACGGAGCUGGGAUUCCCUUCCUGGACUACAGAACCUACACUAUGCGAGUGUUGUUCCCGGGAAUUGAAGACCACCCUGUCCUCCGGGACCUCGAGGUCCCGGGCUACCGGCAGGAGCGCGUGGAGAAAGGCCUGAAGCUCUUCGCUCAGCUCAUCAACAACAAGGCGUUCCUGCUGUCCUUCAUUCGCACGCUGGAGUCUCAGCGCAGCUUCUCCAUGCGUGACCGCGGCAACGUGGCCUCGCUCAUCAUGACGGUGCUGCAGAGCAAGCUGGAGUACGCCACUGACGUGCUGAAGCAGCUGCUGGCUGACCUCAUAGACAAGAACCUGGAGAGCAAGAACCAUCCCAAGCUGCUGCUCAGGAGGACUGAGUCGGUGGCUGAGAAGAUGUUGACCAAUUGGUUUACUUUCCUGCUCUACAAGUUCCUCAAGGAGUGCGCCGGCGAGCCCCUCUUCUCCCUGUUCUGCGCCAUCAAGCAGCAGAUGGAGAAGGGGCCCAUUGACGCCAUCACGGGCGAGGCCCGCUACUCUCUGAGCGAGGACAAGCUCAUCCGCCAGCAGAUCGACUACAAGACCCUGGUCCUGAGUUGUGUCAACCCAGACAAUGCCAACAGCCCUGAGGUCCCAGUGAAGAUCCUCAACUGCGACACCAUUACUCAGGUCAAGGAGAAGAUUCUGGACGCCAUCUUCAAGAAUGUGCCCUGCUCCCACCGGCCCAAGGCUGCAGACAUGGACCUGGAGUGGCGACAAGGAAGCGGGGCGAGGAUGAUCCUGCAGGAUGAAGACAUCACCACCAAGAUUGAGAACGACUGGAAGAGACUGAACACCCUGGCGCAUUACCAGGUGCCGGAUGGCUCUGUGGUGGCUUUAGUGUCCAAGCAGGUGACAGCCUACAAUGCCGUGAACAACUCCACCGUCUCCAGGACCUCGGCAAGUAAAUACGAAAACAUGAUCCGGUACACGGGCAGCCCUGACAGCCUCCGCUCACGCACACCCAUGAUCACCCCUGACCUGGAGAGUGGCGUCAAGAUGUGGCACCUGGUGAAGAACCACGAGCACGGGGACCAGAAGGAGGGUGACCGGGGGAGCAAGAUGGUGUCUGAAAUCUAUCUGACACGACUGCUGGCCACUAAGGGCACACUGCAGAAGUUUGUGGACGACCUCUUCGAGACCAUCUUCAGCACGGCGCACCGCGGCUCCGCCCUGCCCCUGGCGAUCAAGUACAUGUUUGACUUUCUGGAUGAACAGGCGGACAAACACGGCAUCCACGACCCGCACGUCCGCCACACCUGGAAGAGCAACUGCCUGCCGCUGAGGUUUUGGGUCAACAUGAUCAAGAACCCCCAGUUUGUGUUUGACAUCCACAAGAGCAGCAUCACUGACGCCUGCCUGUCGGUGGUGGCCCAGACCUUCAUGGACUCCUGUUCCACGUCAGAGCACCGGCUGGGCAAGGACUCCCCCUCCAACAAGCUGCUCUACGCCAAGGACAUCCCCAGCUACAAGAACUGGGUGGAGAGGUAUUACUCGGACAUCGGGAAGAUGCCGGCCAUCAGUGACCAGGACAUGAACGCCUACCUGGCUGAGCAGUCCCGGAUGCACAUGAACGAGUUCAACACCAUGAGCGCGCUCUCCGAGAUCUUCUCCUACGUGGGCAAGUACAGCGAGGAGAUCCUUGGACCUCUGGACCACGAUGACCAGUGUGGGAAGCAGAAACUGGCCUACAAACUAGAACAAGUCAUAACCCUCAUGAGCUUAGACAGCUGAGAACCGUCCUUCCAGGCACCCCCUGGAGGGAGGGACACACCAAGCCGUGCCUCAGUCUAGAUUAUCAUCUUUACCAAGUGCAAGUUCCGACUGGCGCCAGCAGCAUCCCGCGAGCAGCGCUAUCUCCCUCUCUCUCUCUCUGCCUGUUUCUAUCUCCCUCUCCUUCCUGGAUCCCCUCUUGCAGUUGCUCUACCAACAUGAUUGAGCCAAGCCACUGACCCUCAGUUAGUCCAGGAUGCCCCCCCCCCCGUGAGGGACCUGGUGACCAGAAGACGUCAGAGGGGGCCCUCUUUGCCCGCUGACCCCAAGCAUCAGCAGCAGGGCCCGAAUAUGGAUGAGGAUGAAGGAUGUUUCUGUACUGCUACUUCACCUUCCACGUUUUGAUAGCCCCGCAUUGAGCCGAACGUUGGCCUGCGGACGAGGCAGUGAGCUCUGUAUUACCUUCACUGGGAAGACGUCUCCUGGCCCAGGUUUCCAUCUCCAGGGGGUCUGUCAGUGGCAUGGUCCCUCUGCAACUGUGAGAAGAAAGGCUGCGCCUCCUGCGUGUGGCUGGAGUGGGGAGCGUGACGCAUCGUGGGGUGCCUCGCAGGCUGUCUCCCACUUGUUGGGUUGGCAUCCAGAGGCCUUUUGGUUCCCUUCCAAUCUUCUUGGAGCCUUUCCAAGUGCCCAUAGGGCCCUGCCUGCCCAGUCUCCUCCCGGCCUGUGGAAAACCAGACAGGAGAAAGAAGAGCAGUUACAGCCCACUGUGGAGAUCCUCCCAACCUCCCAAUCUGGCUCACAGCGGCAGGAACGUAACACGUAGAGGGAGAGAAGAAGAGAGCUGCAUCCACCCUGGAAGCAGAAUUGGCUGUUUUCCAUUUGCCUCCACGUGCUAACGAAUCAUCAUGGGUCUGAUCCCUUGCAGAUCCCCGAGUGCCGUCUAGAGGACACACCUCCAUCCUCCUUGGUCAUCGCUCAUCAGGGGUCAAGGUAAAAUGCCGAGUGCACCUGGGAGAUUCUACCUCCAGCUCUCUCGGUGGCUCCCAUCCCCACUAUCCUUCCUGAGAACUCUGUAGAAAGUUGGGGCAGACAGCCUCGCCCCGGCUCCCUGCAGAACCUGGUGCCGUUGCAGAUGCAGAUGACUUUGUCUCUGGACUGUUCAGACCUCCUUGGGAAUUAUUUCAUCAACAUCUCAGCUGUCUCUUUAGUCACUCUCCUCCCUCAGCUCUUUGGCAGUCAUCAUGGAAAGAAACACACUCAAGCACAGCCUCGCAGAGACAAGCCAAAAUGCCAGCCCAGCUCAGUCCCGGGUUUGUCGUGUUUGGGAAGGAGCGAAGAAUCAAGAGGAAGGACCUGGCUGCAAAAGGGAGGAGGGACGUACAGCUGACCUUGGCUCUGGCGUCUGUUCCUCCAUCUGUCCUUCCAUCCACGGAUACAUCAUUUUAGCCAGCCAGACGAAUGUGUGCUCAGACAUGUGUCCUAGGUGAGCAGGGGCUAUAGUGAGAGACUGUCUGACGGAGGAUCGUGGAAACCUAUAACCUUGAAGGGACCUUAGACACCAUCUCCAUCUGUGGUCCAGUCUCCGCCAUAGACUCGCCCGGCAGCCCUGGUGUGGAGUUGUACACCACUCUGGGAGGCAAGCAGCGGCAGCAUCUCAGGUGGGGUUGGGGACAAGGUUCCACAGUCCCGUCUUCACUCCCCGAGCAUCAGACAUCCUCCCCUGCAAUCCACUCCACAGGGGCCCCACGUGGAAACAGGAAGGAACCACACCAUUUCCAGCAACAUCUGUGGAGCACCCUGUGCUUAAAGAAUGCUAGCCCCUUUAGAUAUGAGUACGUGUGUGUGUGUGAUCUCAUGUGCACAGGCACAUGUGUGUGUGUGUGUGUGUGUGUGUGUGUGUGUGUGUGUGUGUGUGUCUGCCCCAGGAGUAGGCAGAGAGCUCAGAAAGCUUUCCUGUCCUAUCAGGGGGAUUUGAAGCAUCUCCCUUCUCUGCCCUUGCUCACCAUUCAUUCUGCAACUUCGGGACAUUUCAACACUUGUUUUCUGUGCUGAGUGCAGAGGGGUGAGGUCACCUCUCCGUAGGAAAUCAGGGUGGUCAGUGGCCAAGGGGAUCCUGGACAGGACUGGAGGCCGGGCCGUGGUGACGCAGAGC
Molecule: messenger RNA, 6313 nt
Organism: Lagenorhynchus albirostris (white-beaked dolphin)
Lineage: Eukaryota; Metazoa; Chordata; Mammalia; Artiodactyla; Delphinidae
Product: plexin-A4
Exons: 28
Biological process (GO): regulation of GTPase activity; regulation of cell shape; regulation of cell migration
Cellular component (GO): semaphorin receptor complex
Molecular function (GO): semaphorin receptor activity
Source: RefSeq, a predicted model, not a curated record